Suillus paluster is the source of this 579-nucleotide messenger RNA. RefSeq lists its product as uncharacterized. The record is from RefSeq and is a predicted model, not a curated record. The transcript has 4 exons. NCBI's taxonomy places the organism in Eukaryota, Fungi, Basidiomycota, Agaricomycetes, Boletales, Suillaceae. Bases 1 to 579 code for a protein of 192 amino acids.
AUGUCUCAGCACCAUGUACCAGAGGAUAUUGAAGUCAUGGAGAGCAGCUCCACUGCAGGCUUUGAUUCUGACUCUGACAACUUGUCAUCAGAUUCAGACAAGGCACUCAUGAAGUUUUGUGCUGCUGUUGUGUCUUUAUGGGACAAUGCUUUAAUUGCAGACCUUCAUAAGGCGCUAGAAACUGCACAGAAGCUGCUGUUGAAUAUGCAAGGCCAACAGUGGGAGUUCUUGAAGCAGAAUGUGCUUCUGGAAACUUCAGCAGCCAAAGGUCAGAAGAGACUCACUUGUAAUGAACUCGAGCUAGCUAUCAACUCUCAGAUUUUUCCCUUGCGCGCAUGUCCCAACAUUGACAUCAACAGUAAGGAGCGCUGGCUGUCUCUACUUUCAAUUGAAGAUGGUGUGAAAGCCGAGUUGUUCUUGUUCAUUCCUGAAGCAGAUCGUGAAAUGAUGAAUCACAAGCACUUCAGUAGUCAUGUCAGUGCAGUUGAUGUCCUUAGUUUUGAGACCCUAUCUGACUUCUUCAACAUCAAGACAUGUGCCAGAGCUAUCUUUGGUUUGAAUCCUGAGUUCUUCCUUUGA